Messenger RNA from Penicillium samsonianum, 1050 nucleotides. Its product is annotated as zinc-dependent alcohol dehydrogenase. The record is from RefSeq and is a predicted model, not a curated record. Gene Ontology annotation, molecular function: zinc ion binding; oxidoreductase activity. The transcript has a single exon. NCBI's taxonomy places the organism in Eukaryota, Fungi, Ascomycota, Eurotiomycetes, Eurotiales, Aspergillaceae. Bases 1 to 1050 code for a protein of 349 amino acids.
AUGCGUGGAGUUAUCGUCAAAAGUGCCAACAGUUUCUCUCUGGAAGACAUCCCCAAACCAACAAUCCAAUCUCCCACCGAUGUCAUUGUCAAAGUCAGCGCAACAACCAUCUGCGGAUCUGAUGUCCAUUUGAUCCAUGGCGAUAUGAGCUCGCACUGGGAUUUUCCCUUAGGCCACGAAUUUGUCGGAACUGUUCAUCAGCUCGGCACCGCAGUACAAGACUUCAAGUUAGGAGACCGCGUCGUGGCAGCGGCCGGAGUCACCUGUGGCGAGUGCGAUCAAUGCUGUGAACUCAAAUACCAGAAUUGCGUGCACUUUGGAAUCUAUGGAUGUGGGAACGAUUUUGGUGGCUUGGGUGGUGCCCAAGCUGAGUUCGUGCGAGUUCCCUGUGCCAACAAUUGUUUGGCUCCCAUCCCUGAUGGCGUAAGCAAUGCCCAGGCCCUCACUGUUGGAGAUAUUCUCUGCACCGGAUGGACUGGAGUCGAGCGAGCUGUUGCUGCUCCAGGUGCAACUUUGGUUGUUUUCGGCGCUGGGCCUGUCGGUUUGGCUGCUAUCCAUACUGCAUGUCUAUCGGGUGUAUCCAAAGUUAUUGCAGUCGACGUGAUACCGGAGCGUCUGGCGGUUGCCAUGGACCUGAAAGCUGACCAUGUCAUCAACCCACUGUUAGAAGAUGUUGGCGCUGUUGUUAUGAAGCUCACAGGUGGACGCGGCGCGGACGCCAUCGUGGAUGCAGCUGGGGUAAAAAGCUCGAUCAAUAGCUGGCCCUCUGUUGCUGCACUGGGCGCAAAAAUUGCCAUGGUUGCCAUUCCAUCCGGCCCUGUUGAAAUGCCACUAGCUCAGCUGCAGAUGAAAGCUGCUACUAUCUGGAUGGGUCUAGCUGAUACGAGUAGAGUUCGCAUGGAUACUCUUCUCCAACGAAUCAAGGAUGGAUCCCUAGAUCCUUCGCCCAUUUUUACUGAGACCAUCGCAUUCAGUGAGAUUGAAACAGGUCUCCGAGAAUUUAUCUCGAGAAAGCGAGGCUUGAUCAAGCCUCUGAUACUUUUCGAGUGA